AUGCUUCUCUUCUCCUUCUGCGUUGGCACCUCAACCUCUUUGGGAACCGGGCAGUCAGUCUUCAGCAACCUGCUUCUCAACAAGCUUCCUGCUCUUGCCCCUGGCGUCGAUCCCCUCACUGUCAUCAACACGGGUGCCACGGACAUUCGCAAUGUCUUCCCUGCCGACGCCGUGCCAGGUAUCAUACAGGCAUAUCUGGAUGCCAUGCGCGCCGUCUUUGCCGUGGUCAUAGCCUACGCCGGCGUUGCGGUCAUGUUCGCUGCUGGUAGCAAGUGGCAACGAUUGAAUCUCAAGGGAUGA
Molecule: messenger RNA, 300 nt
Organism: Diaporthe citri
Lineage: Eukaryota; Fungi; Ascomycota; Sordariomycetes; Diaporthales; Diaporthaceae
Exons: 2
Coding region: 1-300 (99 amino acids)
Source: RefSeq, a predicted model, not a curated record